Molecule: messenger RNA, 1530 nt
Organism: Paralichthys olivaceus (Japanese flounder)
Lineage: Eukaryota; Metazoa; Chordata; Actinopteri; Pleuronectiformes; Paralichthyidae
Source: RefSeq, a predicted model, not a curated record
ACCUUUAUAAAAGUCCAGCCUGAAAACCAACCUGGUGAUCACAGUCACGAUGGCGAGGCUGGGGCUUUUGGUCGCUUUUGCUGUGUUCCUGGAGGUGGUCUCUGGGGCCUCUCUUGGGGUAGUGAACACGGAGGGGGGGAUGGUGCAGGGCGAGAACAUUCGUCUUGGGUUACGUCGUCACAUGGACGUCUUCAGAGGGGUUCCUUUUGCUGACAUCCCUGGAAGGUUUGAGAAGCCAAAGCGUCACCCUGGCUGGGACGGUAUCUUAAAGGCCACUGAGUUCAGAAAGAAAUGCCUUCAGUUAAAAUUCUAUAUGACCCAUACCAGAGGGAGUGAGGACUGUCUUUACUUAAACAUCUGGGUUCCCCAUGGCAGCACAGUCUCCACAGAUCUGCCCGUCAUGGUGUGGAUCUAUGGAGGAGGCUUCCUGACCGGAAGCUCGAUGGGUUCUAAAAUAAUAACCACCUAUCUGUACAGCGGCCAGGAGAUGGCAGACAGAGGAAAUGUUAUUGUGGUGACUUUGGGAUACCGUGUGGGAACUCUGGGCUUCCUGAGCACUGGAGACUCGAGCUUGCCCGGAAAUUACGGUCUGUGGGACCAGCAGGCCGCCAUCGCUUGGGUGCACAGGAACAUCCGCUCAUUUGGAGGAGACCCCGACAGCCCCAUUGUAGAAAACCUGCUCCUGUCUCCUGUGAUCGAUGGCGACUUCCUGCCUGAUGCGCCUCACAACCUGUUCCACAAUGCCGCUGACAUUGACUACAUCGCUGGAAUCAACGACAUGGAUGGACACCUCUUCACGAGUUUAGAUGUUCCUUCAAUCAACUUACCCCUGGUGGGCACUUCUGUUGACGUUGUGAAGAGGCUUCUGGCUUCAUACACCAAGGAUAAGGGCCAGGCUGGUUCGGACAUCGCCUUCUCCACGUACAACUCAACCUGGGGAUCAAAUCCCAGCAGGGAAACCAUCAAGAGAACUGUGGUGGAGAUUGGAACAGACUACAUUUUCCUGGUUCCUACACAGGCUGCUCUCUACCUUCAUGCUGCCAAUGCCACAACUGGCCGUACCUACUCGUACUUAUUCUCCCAGCCCAACCGUAUGGGCGGCAUUGGCAGACCCUACCCCAGCUGGAUGGGAGCUGACCAUGCUGAUGACCUGCAGUACAUGUUUGGAAAGCCUUUCACCACGCCACUGGCAUACUGGCCUCGCCACCGUGACGUCUCCGGCUACAUGAUUGCCUACUGGACCAACUUCGCAAGAACUGGAGAUCCCAACAAAGGAGAGCUAAGUGUGCCCGUCACCUGGCCCGAAUUCACCAUCACUGGACACAAGUUCCUGGAUAUCAAUUCCAACAUGAAGAAUGACUCUGUGGGACAGAAGAUGAGAGCGCGUCAUGUUCAUUUCUGGACCAGCAUCCUGCCCAGCCUUCCCUAACCAUCUAAGAAUGAAUAGCUUGUGCAACAGCUGUGCACCUUUAGUGUAGAACCCAUAUAUGUAAGGAAUCACAUCAGCAAUAAAUAAAUUUGUACAAAUUA